CUGAAGAACUCUCUUUCGCCGCAUCCGCAUGUCGUGUCUUGUGAUAUUCUCUGUCCACCCCAUGCCAUGGAAUUUGACUGAUUGUCGUUCCCAUAUUUCCAUUUCAAGCUUUCGAAUUUUUGAUAGACUACAGUAUUGUAUUUGAGUUAACCUUGGAUGAAGAUAACAUUGCAAGAUGACAAAAACAGCUAAAUCAAAAGAUGUUGUCAGGGCUCGAGGAACAUGGGGCAAUCAUUUUGAGUUUAUUCUGUCCAGCAUGGGUUAUGCUGUAGGUCUGGGCAAUGUUUGGCGGUUCCCCUACAUGGUGUUUGACAAUGGUGGCGGUGCCUUUCUGAUCCCGUACUUCUUGAUGCUUAUCCUGGCUGCAAUACCAGUUAUGUUUCUUGAAGUAAGCUUUGGCCAAUUUUCCAGUCUUGGCUGCAUCAGUUGCUGGAAGAUCAGCCCGCUCUUUAAAGGUGUAGGUGUUGCAAUGGCAGUUGUUUCAUCUUACUUCUGCCUGUACUACAAUCUGAUCAUCGCAUACACCAUUCGGUACAUGGUUGUUUCGUUUAAGAAUCCACUUCCCUGGACGGGUUGCAACAAUACUUGGAAUACUCCCAACUGUUAUACAACAGUGUCACUGAGUCAAGAUAACUUGACUCAGGAAGAUGUUCAGUUGUCAACGUACAAUCCAGGAACUCCAAAUACUUCAUUCAGUGAGGUGAAUCAUAGCAGUUUGGAUUCAGGACCUCGUCGGAUCAGAGCCAGUGAAGAGUAUUGGAAAUUUGGUGUGUUGAAUGUUUCGGAAGGACUUAAUGAUAUUGGUUCCAUCCAGUGGCCGCUGCUUGUGAGCUUUCUCUGUGCCUGGAUUUUGGUUUAUUUGUGUAUCAUCAAGGGAGUCAAAUCAUCAGGAAAGGUUGUAUAUUUCACUGCAACAUUCCCCUAUUUUGUUCUGGUGGUGCUGUUUAUCCGAGGUGUGACACUGACCGGUGCCAUGAAGGGCAUUCUCUUCUUCUUAACACCAGAUUUUGAAAAACUGCUCUCCGCAAAUGUGUGGAAAGCAGCAGCUACUCAGGUUUUCUUCUCCUAUGGAGCAGGAUGGGGCGGGAUUCAUACCCUCUCUAGUUAUAACAAAUUCAGCUCCAAUACUUUACGUGAUACGUUGCUGAUCAGCAUGUCAUGUGCCCUGACGAGUAUCUUCUCUGGUGUUGUUAUCUUCUCCAUCAUUGGAUUCAUGGCACAUGAUUCGAACCAAGACAUACAAGAUGUCAUUGCUGCAGGUCCUGGACUAGCUUUUGUUGCGUAUCCUGAGGCAGUGUCGCGGAUAUUUGUUCCUCAGCUCUGGUCAUUCCUGUUUUUCUUCAUGCUGCUAACUGUUGGCAUCGACAGUCAGUUUGUAACAUUGGAGACUUUGAUCACUGCAUUCAUUGAUGAGUUGGAAAGCAAGUUCCCAGGGAAGGUUCGUCGCUGGAAGUCUUGGAUCAUCCUCCUUGUCUGCACUCUUAUGUUCCUCGUUGGACUCCCAUUUGUCACACAGGGUGGCACUUAUGUGAUGACUCUCUUCAACUGGUACUCAGCCGGAUUCACCCCAUUACUACUGGCCUUGAUCGAGCUACUUGUCAUAUCUUAUGCCUAUGGUGUAGAUAAUUUCUUGAAGGAUGUGGAAAGUAUGCUUGGAUUUGGACUCAGUAUGUACUGGAAGGUUUGCUGGAUGUUUGUAACACCAGUCAUCAUUGUGGGCAUCAUGAUAUUCAGUUUCAUCGACUAUACACCAGCUGUCAAUGGAAUUUAUACUUUCCCACCAUGGGCCGAAGCUAUCGGUUGGACCCUAACUCUUUCAUCAUUGCUGUAUGUGAUUGGUUAUGCUGCUUUUUAUCUGGCCACAUCUGAAGGAACUCUUUUAGAGCGAUUUAAGAAGUCUAUCACACCCACGAAGGAAUGGGGUCCCGCCAACAACAUUGAUCGCAUCAAUGCUGGAUAUGCACCUCUCCCUGGCCAGAAAGAUGAGAUGGAGACUGAAGCUAUUCAGUUUGAGGAAGCUCCACCAACGUAUAAAGAAACAACGUUUAUUGAUGUGUCUGUAAAUACAACAGAAGACUUGAAUGUAUAGUUGUAAGUUAAUAACAGGGUUUAUGUGUUGUCCGUAUUUAUCGCUAAAUUUACUUUUUUCAUGUUUAAGUCUUAAGCUGUAUGAAAGCAAUGUGUUUAGACUGGUUUGUUUUAAUAGAUGUUAAAUUUGCAUCGGGGAUAAAGAAUAUUAAUUUUUUUUUUUUUUUUUACCCAUAUACACC
Molecule: messenger RNA, 2270 nt
Organism: Asterias rubens (European starfish)
Lineage: Eukaryota; Metazoa; Echinodermata; Asteroidea; Forcipulatida; Asteriidae
Product: sodium- and chloride-dependent glycine transporter 1-like
Exons: 15
Coding region: 176-2089 (637 amino acids)
Biological process (GO): sodium ion transmembrane transport
Cellular component (GO): membrane
Source: RefSeq, a predicted model, not a curated record